GUCAUUGUCGUCAUCGGACAGCAGUAGAGAGUGACGACUCAUCAUCUACACCUAUCUGAACCUCACUCUAGAUUUGAAACGUCAAAUCCAUCGCAAAAUUUCUAGUGUUUCACUCCGCAGUUUUCUUCAUUACGUCAUCAAUAUUGUUAGAGAGCAUAAGGAAACGAAAUAUACGAGUAUUCUCAAACAAUGAAGUGGUUUGCGGGAAGUAUUAACGAGGCGGUUGCGACGUCAAAAUCGAGGAAGGCAGUUUUUGUUGUGUUCAUCGAAGGCAAAGAUGACACGUCGGUGCAACUUGCCCAGGCAAUUGAUGCUACAGAAGUCUCCUCCCGCCUGGAGGGAGAGCAUUUUGUGGCUAUAAGAUUAGAGAGUGGCUCCGAGGCUUAUAGAUUCUUUGCGCAGAUCUAUCAAUUGGUGCCAGUACCAUCUCUAUUCUUCAUUGGGGAGAAUGGCACACCGCUGGAAAUUAUUGCUGGUAGCGCGACUGCAGCUGAACUAUCAUCCAAAAUUGAUAACGUGUUGACAAAGGCAGGGAAGAGUAAUAAACAGUCUUCAUUAAACUUGAUUGACGCAGAGCAGAGAGCUACAGUUGCCGGUGGCAGCAGUAAUAAUAAUGCCGUCGAGACUGCGACAUCUAAUAUAAAUGAUAACAAUUCUAAUCCAAAUGCAGAUUUAACUUCUGGUAUGACAGAGCCUGUCACACCAGUGGGUAUUUCAAAUAAAGAAAACAACGUCACGGAAGACGCAGCAAAGGCUGUGACUUCAUCGAACACAGAAAAUCAGGACAAUAAUGAGUUGUCAGUGAAAGUAAAUGCUGAAGCUAAACAAGAUAAUCAAAACAAAGAAUUGUCAGCUGAGGAAAAGGUGGAAAGAGCGCGACAGUUGAUUGAGCUCCAACGAAAGCAACGAUUGGAGGAGGAGCAGAAGAAGGACCGGGAACGUGAGAUCGAACGACGCAAGAUGGGACGCGAUGUGCAAAAAAUGCGACAAAUGCAGCAAGAUUUGGAGAUAAAGCAGGCUCAUGAGGAGAGAAUGCGAGAAAAGGCUGCGGAGACUGCAGCUCGCGAGAAAGUUAGGCAACAAAUUGCUCAAGAUAAACUGGAACGGAAGCAGAAAGAGCUUGCGCUGCAGCAACAAAUGCAGCAACCGCAGUGUCAAGAGCAACCCAGAUACAAUCCAGCACCUAGUAACGCGACUGUGACCAGAAUUCAAUUUAGACUACCGUCCGGCAAUUCGCAUACAGGACAAUUUGAACCAUCCGACACUUUGCGCACCUUACGCACCUACGUUACCGAAAACAUCGAGCUACCCUUCCGGCAAUUCGCCAUGUCGACGUCAUUUCCCAGAAGAGAAUUAACCAAUGAGGAAAAUGGCAAAACCCUACUGGAACUUGAGCUGGUCCCGACCGCCGUUAUUCUAAUUCUUCCUUUAAAAAAUUCUAAUGUCACAACGGUGGUAACCUCGACACAAGACGUCGGUUUCUUCUCUCGGUUCAUAUGGUCCUUCUUCACGCCCGUUAUUCGUAUUUACAAUUAUAUAGUAGGUUACUUUUCCGGCACUAACGGAGACGCGAAUCAACGUGGCGAGUCCAACAACGAUUCCGUAGAAACGAACAACCCCGACAGAGGAAUUUCAUCGAAUCGGCGAAAUGUAGUUCAAUCUUCGGGUUUGUUUAGAAGAUACUUGGGUAAUCAAGGAGGGACAUCGAUCAGAGCGCAAGGGAAUAUACACAGAUUACAUUCAGAUGGGGAUGAUAAUGACGAGAAUAAUACUUGGAACGGUAACUCUACGCAGCAAAUGUAAAGUAACGCGAGUCAAGCUCGAGUCACGUUGCAAGCAAUCGCUAUUCAGCCAAUUGCUAUCCCCGUUAUAUAAAAAUCGUUACGUUAUAUUCGACACACUCUUUUCACUCUUUGUUGUUGUACAACGUGUCAAAACUUGUCUGCAACAUACUUUCUAUUAAUGCACAAGCAUUAAGUUCGACGAACGUGUCGUUCAUAGUGUCAUAAUGUUUACAUGUUCGUCGGUAGCAUUGCGAGAACGAGUAUUUGUUAAUUGAUACUUCACAAUUAGCAAUAAUGUGAUCAUUAUCUGGAUUGUUAUCAUAAUAUAUAACGUUUAUUAUAAUGCUAAAGUGUGUAACAAUGCAUUAUAAUAAAUGAUGAAAAUACAUUUCGAGAAAAAAAAGAUCGUGGGAGUAUUGAGCCACACAAGUGAUACAUGGACCAAAUGUGAAAAGAUUCGUAAAAAUCAACGUGCAAACUAAAAAAAAAGUUUUGGGAAUGUCUAGAUUUUAGAUAAUUGAAAUUUUAAUAUUUAUAUAGAUUUAUUCAUCUUAAGUUUGAUGAUAAUGUAAGUUUCUUCUUUUAUCGGACUUAUUUCCUUUUAAUUUUGGAUAACAAUAGAAUGUUGUCCGAGCGCGAUUAAAAAUAACGAUAAUUAAUUACAUUAAAAUUUAAUAUACAUUUCGUUGAUGAUGUUAAUAUAUAAAUACACGGUGCCUUGCCGUUGCGUGUAACACUUGGCACUUGGGAGAUAUUACCGUGUCUCUUCAUUUAUUAUUUUUCAUUAUAUUUAGCAUAAUAAGAGUGUAAUAAUGAGUCAAGAUAUAAUUAUAGUCAGACUAACUAGAUUCCGCGGAAUCCCUAUAUGUAAAUGUCUUUAUGCGAAAUUAAUAUAAUUAGGGAUGGUUAUUUUCUCCGAAAAUAGUAAAUGAGCAUACGGAAUACGAAGGAUGCAGGCCUGUCUUAAUGCCUAAGGAAAUAAAUACAAAGGUUCAUGGCA
Messenger RNA from Wasmannia auropunctata (little fire ant), 2784 nucleotides. Its product is annotated as UBX domain-containing protein 4. NCBI's taxonomy places the organism in Eukaryota, Metazoa, Arthropoda, Insecta, Hymenoptera, Formicidae. The record is from RefSeq and is a predicted model, not a curated record. Gene Ontology annotation, molecular function: protein binding. The coding region runs from base 190 to 1803 and encodes 537 amino acids. The transcript is spliced from 7 exons.